UCGGAUGGUGGGGCAAUUAAAACUAAUUACAUAUAAAAUUACAUAAUUACAUGCACAAAGCCCUGGAUUCUUCUGGUCUUUAUAGCACUAAAGGGAAUAGCUGACAUUUCAAGGUGCAGAAUUAUACUCCUGUUGCAAAACAUGGCCUGCUUGCCUUAUGUAAUGUUCUGUGAAAAUGCAAACUGAACUCCAAACAAAAUACCUUACAGGUUUUAGGGUUAACUAGCUUUUUCUCAGUUCUCUGACUCGUGAAGAAAACCAAGACAAAGUGUAUCAAAACUUUACAUGUCAAAAAAUACCAGUGACAACGGAGCUGUGAGUAGGUAGUUCUGUUUUAUAGAAGCAUCAGGAUUACUGGAAUCAGAGCCAGCACUGUCCAGCUUAACCCGCUGCCACCUAUUUACCCAUCAGUUUAUACCCACUGGAGCUCAUGUGAGUUUUAUUUCUGGUUAUGGCAGGUUGGGUUCAACGUGUCCUAAGACAGGAAUUUGUGGAACAUUUAUUCCUUUGGGUGUGGCAAAGAGACGGACGCUUGGUAUUCACUGGUAGAACUGAAAUCACAUCACUGUCUGAUCCAGACACUCCUAAGAGUCUAAAUUUUCAGUCGUCAUUUAUAAUGGGAGGCAAAGAGGAAAAGUAUUGUGUUUUUCAGUGAGUUAAAAGGAUUAGAAGAAGAAUUAAUGGUCUGUGUCAGAAGCGUGGAGCCAAAGGGAGGAGAAUCCUGUCAAAACGUUGAUUACCGUAAUGCUCAUCUGUCUGUUUACAAGAAAGGGUGUCACAAGGUCCUCAUUCUCUAAGUUGUUUCCAUUUAUUUGAGGGCAGUUACUUGAUUUUUAACAGAAACAUAUUUAAUCCCAUCUUUUAUGAAUGUCUUUGGUUUAUUCUCUUAGUGAAUCAUGAAAGUGGCAACAGAGAUGUAUUUUUAGACUUGGGUCUCGUUUGACUAAUGCUGAAAAAGAUGUAGCAGUGUGCGCUGUGGGGAUUGGGGUAUUUUGCAGUAUUUCUUUUUUCAUAAAAGCCAAUAAAACUGGCUUUUAUUUUGUGUGUUGUUUUGUUUUGUUUUGUUUUGUUUUUCCUUCUAAGGGGAAGAUUAGACAUAUCGGCGGUUUGUGCUUACAGUAUGAGCAAGAUUCAGGAAGUCUUCUCCAAAGGAAGCUACAAAGGACCAGUCCCUGUAGAACAUUCCCCUGUUAAGUGGAUGGUGUAUAGGGGAGAAGUGCCUGUUCCACGUCCUGGUGCUUGCAUUGAUAAUUUUGCCCGGAGUAUUGGGUAUAAUAGUUCUUUUGACUUGCCUGACAAAGUUUUGCAGUUUGUUAGAGAUCACCCUCUAAUGGAUAAUUCUGUAAAUCCAAUCGGUAAUAGACCGGUGCUGCUGAAGAGAGACUCAAACUACACCAGGAUUGUAGUAGACAGAGUCACUGGCCUCGAUAAACAAACAUACGAUGUUAUGUUUCUAGGAACAGAUGAUGGCUAUUUGCAUAAAGCUUUCAAUUGUGAUGGGGAAAUGUUCAUUGUGGAGGAGCUACAGCUGUUCCUGUCUCCUGAGCCCGUACAAUCUCUCCAGCUGUCUUCUGAAAAGGGCAUGCUCUACGCAGGGUCCCUGUCUCAAGUGGUGCAGCUUCCAGUUUCGGAGUGCCGCCGAUACCAGUCGUGCCCGGAUUGCAUCCUGGCGAGGGAUCCUUACUGCGCGUGGUCGCAGCCUGCUAACGAAUGCGUCCUACUGGCAAACCAGACCGGUCAUAGGAAGUAAGUAACGAGCUGCUGUUUCAGCUGCGCACCUGAGAUCGCUUUGUCAGUGCACUCUUCGGGUCUGUAACGCAACACUAGGAUGAUUCCUAGACAUGGGAUGAAGCAAGCUGGAACACUUCUUGUCUGUGUUUUCAUCUGUUUGGUUUUGGGUUGUUUUUUUCCUUUUUGUUUUUUUUUCCAGGCAUUUAAUUCAAAGUGUGAAAUACGGGGAUGCUUCCAGCUGCCUUAGUGUAGGUAUGUGAAUGCUUGUUUUAAGACAGAAUACUUGAACUUCAUGUGAUCAAAAUGCUUUGUGCUCACUGGAAUUCUUGCACUACAGAAAAUCACAGAAUUAAAAUAAUGUUGAUUAUUACUUUUGAACUAAAACCAAAAAAAAACCCACGCUGAGCUGGUACUGCCUAAUGCUCUUAACCCUCUCAAUCCAAAUGUCAGAAUACUUUGGUUCAGAUUGAAACUUAUUCCCAAGGGAAGUAUAAAUGUGACCUGUUUGAGGUUAUUGGUGUCCCUCCCGCACCCACUUUGCAGAAAUCACACGACACAUCGGCUGUCCUACUAAAUCUGACACUGCUUUGGGACGCUGCCGUGCACUUAAAAAGAAGGGUGUUUGUUAUUGGCCGUUUCAGAUUACUUUUAUUAUUUUUAGUGGGUUUGGGAAAUAAAUUACUUUUACUGUAGAAUUGCAGGGGUGUGUAAU
Messenger RNA from Phalacrocorax carbo (great cormorant), 2443 nucleotides. NCBI's taxonomy places the organism in Eukaryota, Metazoa, Chordata, Aves, Suliformes, Phalacrocoracidae. The record is from RefSeq and is a predicted model, not a curated record.